CUCUCUCGCGUUGUAGAGAAAGACAUUACUGCCGCAUGGAAAGCAAUUGCGGAUGCUCCGCGCGCCCGUAUCCAUACAUUUGUCGGCACAUCGUCGAUUCACAUGGGACGUAUCACGCGGACGACCCCAGAAGAUACACUCCGAAUGGCAACGGAUGCUGUCGCCUACGCUAAGAGUCUCUGUGAAGGACACCCGGAUGCGAAUGUGGAAUUUUCACCGAUGGACGCAGGACGGACAGAGUUAGCGUUUCUUUAUGAGGUCGUUGAAGCAACUAUCGCUGCAGGCGCGACCGUCGUCAAUAUCCCAGAAACCGUCGGAUGGACAGUACCAACGGAGUUCGGUAAUCUGAUUAAAGGUAUCAUGGAAAAUGUCCCGAAUGUUGACGAUGCCAUUAUUAGUGUCCACUGCCAUAACGAUCUCGGAUUGGCGGUGGCGAAUAGCCUCAUCGCGAUUGAGCAAGGCGCGCGUCAGGUAGAAUGCACAAUCAACGGGCUCGGAGAACGCGCCGGGAACACCUCACUCGAAGAGGUGGUCAUGGCAAUCCGAACCCGGCGUGACUACUUUAGUGAGUAUUACACCGAGAUUAACGCCAAAGAGAUUGUCCCGAUUAGUCGGCGUGUGAGCCGGACGAUGGGCAUUUCCGUGCAACCGAACAAGGCGAUUGUCGGCGCGAAUGCUUUCGCUCACAGUUCCGGUAUCCAUCAGGACGGGAUCAUCAAAUCACGAGUGACAUUUGAAAUCAUUGAUCCGAAAGAGAUCGGUUGGAAAGAGAGUCAACUCAUCCUCAGUCCGCGUUCGGGACGCAACGCACUCAGACACCGACUCAGCGAACUCGGCUACGAAGUGGACGCUGAACAACUGGAUAAGGUCUAUGAAAGAUUCCUGAAGGUCGCCGAUAAGAAGAAAGCAGUACAGGAUGCUGACCUUGAGGCAAUCAUGAGCGAUGAGAUUCGCUCGAUCCCUGCUGUUUAUGAGCUUGAUUAUAUUCAAAUCGUCAGUGGCACGAGAAUCGCAUCGACAACGACGGUCGGUAUUCGGACGGAAGACGGAAUCGUUGAAAGAGCAUCAACUGGAGAUGGGCCCGUUGAUGCCGCGUUUAAGGCAAUUGGUCAGGUUAUUGACAUUCAACUAAAUCUCAUUGACUACCAGAUCCGUUCCGUAACCGAAGGCGAAGACGCUAUCGGUGAGGUCUCGUUGAAGGUACAAGACAACUGGGAAUAUCAUCACGGGACACGGUGCCAGCACUGA
Messenger RNA from Geodia barretti, 1248 nucleotides. Lineage: Eukaryota; Metazoa; Porifera; Demospongiae; Tetractinellida; Geodiidae. The record is from the annotation of a GenBank genome assembly.